Messenger RNA from Aspergillus bombycis, 1839 nucleotides. Its product is annotated as high affinity methionine permease. Gene Ontology annotation, molecular function: L-amino acid transmembrane transporter activity. The record is from RefSeq and is a predicted model, not a curated record. Gene Ontology annotation, biological process: amino acid transmembrane transport. Bases 1 to 1839 code for a protein of 612 amino acids. The transcript has 7 exons. NCBI's taxonomy places the organism in Eukaryota, Fungi, Ascomycota, Eurotiomycetes, Eurotiales, Aspergillaceae. Gene Ontology annotation, cellular component: membrane.
AUGGGUCUACCGUUUUGGCACGAUAGAGAAAAGGAUGCCGGCAUCUCCGUCCGGGAACAUAACACCUCCCAAGAGAGUACUAUUCAAGAUGGUGCCGUCAAAUACACGGCGGCAGAAGGUGUCAAUUCUACCAGUGUGACCUACCAAGAUGCUAGUGGUGCGCCCGUGGAGACGGAUUCGCCGUUGGGAUACUCCGUUAGCUUUUGGACAAGUCUAUGCCUGAAUAUCAAUCAAAUGGUUGGAACUGGUAUCUUUUCAACACCGGCCACUAUCCUUCAGGGCGUUGGCUCCGUUGGCCUUUCCAUGAUAUACUGGUUCAUAGGAUAUCUGCUUGCCCAAAGCACACUUGCGGUGUACCUGGAGCUGGCAUCAUACUUUCCCAGUCGUUCGGGGUCGGAAGUCGUGUACCUUGAGCAGGCAUUCCCAAAACCUGAAUACUUCUUCCCUACAACAUUUGCAGUGAAGCAUGUCAUCUUUUCGUUUGGGAGUAGCAACGCCAUCGUCUUUGCCCAAUACGUCUUUGGAAUUGCAGGUUCAGAGUACACGAAUUGGCAGUUAAAAGGUGUUGCGGUGGCUGCGUAUACUGUUGCGACUUUAGGUUUGUGGACCGAAUACACACAGCACCUGGCUAUUUGGCUGAUAAGAACUGCAGUUGUGAGUUUAAGCAACAAAUGGUCACUGAGAGUCGUUGUCUGGUUUGGGUUCGUCAAGAUUGCAACCCUGGUAUUGAUCUCAAUCGCUGGACUGGUAGUACUCGGCGGGCAUACAAAGGUCGAAGACCCGAUGAUCAACUGGCAUGAUGCCUGGAAAGGGACAUCAUCGGCAAGCGCCUACGGUGCUACUAAUGCCAUGAUCAAACUUAUCUUUUCUUACGCUGGCUAUACUAAUGCUUUCAGUGUGGUUAAUGAGAUCAAGAAUCCUAUCAAAACACUUCGUUGGAGCGCUCCAUUUUCACUGAUUCUCGUCACAUCGCUCUAUAUCCUUGUGAACGUCGCCUACUUCUCUGCUGCCUCAAGGGAGGAAAUACUAAAUUCAAAGCAAAUCGCCGCAGGAAUCUUCUUUCAAAAGGUCUUUGGCAGCAAUGGGGCUUCCCGUGCGCUGAAUGUACUUAUUUGCAUAAGCGCAUUCGGUAAUUUAAUGGCUGUUAUGGUUAGCUAUUCCAGAAUGCUCCGAGAGACUGGAAGGCAAGGUAUACUUCCCUGGCCUAGGUUCUGGACUUCUACGAGGCCGUUUGGAACACCCCUGGGGCCUUAUCUCGUCCAGUUCACCAUAACUGUUAUCAUGAUUCUUGCCCCUCCUGCUGGAGAUGCCUUCAAUUUUGUCGUCGACCUCUCCGUAUACCCUUCGAGCAUUUUCAAUUUCCUUUUAGUGGCCGGACUCCUCUUAAUCCGUUGGCGCCGCAGCAAGCUCAAUCUACCUAGACCCGAGUAUCGAUCAUGGGCAAUUGCGAUCGGGUUUGCACUGCUGGCGAACCUCUACCUGCUUGCUGCCCCGUGGUACCCGCCCACAGGUGGUGCAAACGGUGGAGACGUUAGCUUCUGGUACGGCACAUAUUUGGUAGUCGGUAUUGGACUACUUGCUGCCUGUGGCGUAUACUACUACAUAUGGAUCAAGGCGCUUCCCAAAUACAAAGGAUAUGAGUUUCGACAGACCGUGUUGGAGUUUGACGAUGGGUCUGUUGCGCAUAACCUGGUCAAAGUUCCUAUCGCCGAGCUGGCGCGCUGGGAUGUAGAGCAUGAUGCUGUUGGUCGUCUGCGGCAUCGGACAACAUACCAGAGCAGUACUGAUAUCGAUGAAGAUAAGUCAGACGAACAAAAGAAAAUCUCUCAAAGUACAUGA